This is a messenger RNA of Pistacia vera, 609 nucleotides long. RefSeq names its product transcriptional regulator SUPERMAN-like. The transcript has a single exon. The coding region runs from base 1 to 609 and encodes 202 amino acids. NCBI's taxonomy places the organism in Eukaryota, Viridiplantae, Streptophyta, Magnoliopsida, Sapindales, Anacardiaceae. The record is from RefSeq and is a predicted model, not a curated record.
AUGGAGAAGAACAUUACCAGCAACAACUCUAAAGACCAGAAAAAUGGCAGUAACGCCAUUAGAGACUGCAACAACAACAAUCAGAACUUCAGCAACGUCAAGCUUAAAGAUUCGUGGAACAGCAACAGCCAUAACAAUGGAGAAGAAUAUCUUAGUGGGUUUUCAUGGCCACCAAGAUCUUACACAUGUAGCUUCUGCAAAAGAGAAUUUAGAUCUGCUCAAGCUCUUGGUGGUCAUAUGAAUGUCCAUAGAAGAGACAGAGCCAGGUUGAGGCAGUCACCUCCAAGGGAUGGUCAGUACCCAAUUCUUAAUCUUAACCUUAACCCUAACCCUAACCCUAAUUUCUCUACCCCACCAUUAGUUUCUCCUUCAUUGACUAGCACGUUCCCUUCUGUGGUUUCUCCACCUCUUUCUUCUCUAUCCUCUCCCUCUUCGGCUUCUCUAAGUAAAAUGAAGAAAUGGUGUAUGGAUGGUGCUCUAACUGGUCAUCAACUAAGUCCGAAAGGCUCUGAUUUAACAAAGAAAAGGACUGCAAAAUCUUAUUGCAGGAUCAAAGAAUUCAGCGGUAUCACAGAAGAAGAUGGGUGUAAGGUUCCAGAGAAGGCUUAG